AUGCCUGUCUCGACCAAGCGCUCGGCGCGCGCCCGCAAGGAAGUCAACAAAGAUGUCGAGGUUCCCGACUCUUCUCCCUCCCGCCCCGCAAAGCGAAGAAAGAAGGACAAGGUCGAAGAAACAGUCGAGGAGCCUGGUCCAGACCCCAAGCAGGAGGAACUCGAGCCACUUCCCACCAACCGCGCCGAUAUUCCGAUGGAUGAUGACAAGUUAAUUGAGACCGUCAUCCCCUUCCUCGCCAUGCCUCCUCGCUUCGUUCAGGUUGCGAAGGAUCACUCGAAUGACAAGUUCAAAGAAGCCCCGAAUCAAUCAGUUACGGCUUAUGCUAAGCUCGCCGGUAAGGACUGGUCGUUUUAUGUGACUGUGGUGAAGGUUGCUAUUGGCCGACCACCAGAGGGAGAUCCUGCAGCACCAUCCGGCGAGGGCUCUGGUCAAUCAGCCUCAGCUCCUCCUAAGGAGAAUACAAUACAUAUCGAUCUUGGACCAAACAAGGUUGUCUCCCGUUCCCAUUCCGAGAUAUACUACGACAGCGAGACAGAGAGUUGGAUUCUGCUUGUUCAAGGACGCAACGGUGUCAAGAUUGAUAAUGCAAAUCUUCGCAGAGGAGAUCGACAUAUCUUGAUCAAUGGAGAAGUCAUUGAAAUUGGUGGCGUUGAGAUGAUGUGGGUAAUGCCUACACCUAAUGGAACACUACAAGUCCACGAUAGGUACCUACAGAGAGCUGGAUUAAUCCAGGUCGUGGACGACGACAAGACGCAAGAUGGAUCCAAUGGUUCAUCCACAUCCGGACACCUCCAGAUGCCCUCGAACGGCCAGAUGCCAAUUGCCCCCGCUCCUCCAAAUUACCGACGCCCAGGAACUCCAGUCAGUGCCAGAAGUAAGGCUCCUUACUCAUUAGGGAAGUCUCCCGGAUAUCCUGGCGGGACUAUGCUCAUGAACUCCGAAGAUAUUGACUACAGUCUUGAUGCCAAUGGCCACUUGAAACCUUCGUACAGUUAUGCCCAACUGAUCAGCCAAGCUAUUCUACAAGCCGAAGGUGAAAAGCUCACGCUCGCUGGGAUCUACAACUACAUCACGGACAAGUACGCUUAUUAUCGCCAGCAGCUUCCUAGUGGAUGGCAGAACUCCAUCCGCCAUAAUCUAUCUCUGAAUAAGGCCUUCGCCAAGGUAGCUCGCGAGACCGAUGAGCCUGGCAAGGGUAUGAAGUGGCAUAUCGUACCUGAGAUGCGCGAUGAUAUGGCCAGAAGUUGUUUCCGAGGCGGUCGAGGAGGCCACCGAGGCUCACCUGGCACUGGUUCACCAGCUGCUUUCGUAGCUCGAAUUCCCAAGGACUCAACUCAAAAGCUGAAGCCAUCUCCUGCCUCGCCUGGUUUGAGUUCAUUCAAGUCAAAUGAUCCCCAGCAGACGCCCGACCGAGGAGGACAAUUGUCGCGAUCGAUGGAAGAUGUUCCUGGCGAUGGAAGUCCACUUCCACGCCACAAGAGACAGCAGGGGAAUUCGUUUGGUCUUUCUGAUGAUACUCCGGGAUCUCCACCUACUCUUCCGUCUUCUAUGGUGCAUGAAGAAAGCUCGUUCGUAACCCCCGCUCCUCAUCGUGUUCAUCCCCGUCUUGCUCCUCCAAGCACAGCUCAACGACCGAGUCAGCAUAUGCCAACCAGUUCUCCAGCUCCCUUUUGGAAAUACGCGGACAUCGGUAACACGCCAAUGAAGGGACCGUCGUUUGACUUGAGUCCUGUCAAGGGCUCAGCUGGCGGUCCUGCUCUCCCUCCAAGCAGCAGUCCUGCCCCAGUCCGUCGAUCGUCUGCCGCCAGUCCUACUCGAAAUACUUUACCUACACAGCAGGAAGAGCCAGAGGAAAUCGAGGAGGAGAAUCAAGGUUUUGAUCUUACCAGAGGCUUCCAAAGUAUUGGUUCCUACCAUGCUCCUGCUGCUACUGGUGUGACUGUUGCUGGAGCCGGUCAACAAUGA
Messenger RNA from Cadophora gregata, 1968 nucleotides. RefSeq names its product transcription factor (gene FKH2). The record is from RefSeq and is a predicted model, not a curated record. Gene Ontology annotation, biological process: regulation of transcription by RNA polymerase II. Bases 1 to 1968 code for a protein of 655 amino acids. Lineage: Eukaryota; Fungi; Ascomycota; Leotiomycetes; Helotiales; Ploettnerulaceae. The transcript has 4 exons. Gene Ontology annotation, molecular function: DNA-binding transcription factor activity, RNA polymerase II-specific; RNA polymerase II cis-regulatory region sequence-specific DNA binding; protein binding.